Messenger RNA from Paraphaeosphaeria sporulosa, 5166 nucleotides. Its product is annotated as Serine/threonine-protein kinase. The record is from RefSeq and is a predicted model, not a curated record. Gene Ontology annotation, biological process: DNA damage checkpoint signaling; regulation of translational initiation by eIF2 alpha phosphorylation. The coding region runs from base 133 to 4980 and encodes 1615 amino acids. Lineage: Eukaryota; Fungi; Ascomycota; Dothideomycetes; Pleosporales; Didymosphaeriaceae. The transcript is spliced from 3 exons. Gene Ontology annotation, molecular function: ATP binding; protein binding; eukaryotic translation initiation factor 2alpha kinase activity.
CCACAGCAAUAAAACCUGCCGCAGUGAGAAGCACCAUGUCUGCAGUGUGAAGGGCGGCAGCUUCGGCUGCCUAGUCUCCUCUACGUCAACGCCCAUGUUGGCUCAUUUCGACCACUUACGACACAGCCAAAAAUGGCCCCGCCAAAAACACCGCGAAGCAAAUCCCAAACAGAUGUAUCCACGUCGUAUAGCAUGGCUCCCGCCCCGGGUCGCCCUGCAGACUACUUCCAAGCCGCGCAGCCCUCAGAGGCCCUUGCGCAGGCGCAGGAAGAUGAACGCGAAGUCCUGAAGGCUAUCUUCAUGGACGACUACCAGGAAGUCGAGGCCAAAGGCUCGUGGGGUAAAACCACCGACAGAGUACUCCGAUUGAAGCUCAGAGCUUUUUCUAACGAUGACAUUUCAUGUACUCUAUGUGCAAAGAUCACGGCUACCUAUCCCAAAUCUUUGCCGAUCCUGAAUUUAGAAGACACGAACAAUUUGCGCCUCAAGACUCUCCAAACACUGCAGGCUAUGCUGAGAAAACGACCAAAAGAGCUGGUUGGCGAAGUCAUGCUUCACGAAAUUGCCACUUCAAUCCAAGAUAUCCUGGAAGAUGAGAUCGCAGUUCGAGAAAAUGACGGCACCUUCGAAAACCUAGAAGCCGAGCGAGCUGAGCAAGAAGCGGCUGCAGCUGAGCUCGCAAAACAGCAAGAGGAGAAACUUCAGAAGAAGCGCAACGAAGAGAAGGCGGAAGAAGACCGUGCCCUCCAACAAAUGGUUAACGAUGAAGUAAGACGAAAAGAGCUUAUGGCGAAGCGUCGAAGCCGCAUAUCGACCAUAACACCCACUUCGUCUUAUCAGAAUGGCCACACUGGAAGCCACGUAUCUUUCGACAGGAUGAUCGAGCUGCAGUACGACGGGCGAACCACCGAGUGCAGUGCUGUGGAAGGUCUGUUGCCGUUUCGACAAGGGCCUGUCACCGAGGAACUGCUCGUAAAACCCGUCGGAAGUGGCGAAGCUGUCACCCUGGUUAUGAAGCGGACUCGAGUCGGUGCAGAGAAGCUGUCAGAUGCUGCGCAGCUGAAACGAGCCAUUACGGAUUUCGAAGAAGAAAUGGAAGAGAUCAAGAAGCUCCGCCAGUCGACGAUCUUAAAUGUCUUCGACUUCAAAAUCGAGCAACUGCCUGAGGCUAUAUGGGAGAUCAACGUGCUGGUCGAGUUCGGUGACAAAGGCUCGCUUGGCGAGAAGCUGGAUGACGACGGGCAACUCGCAGUCGCCCGAGUGAGGUCAUGGACUGUGGACCUAUUGGAGGCUCUCGAUUACUACCAUCGGAACGGCAUCAUACACAAAAGGAUCCAUCCGCACAAUAUCCUACUACACAAGUCAUCGACCGGCGGGAUAGCUGUGAAACUAGCAGAUGCAGGCUUUCAAGAGACACUGCACAGCCUAAAGAAUUUCGGUCGCACAGGUCAGCCUUUCGCCGCCUCUCGAUCGGCAUUCUGGAUUCCCCCGGAACUCGCCCAGGAAGCACGGCGGACACGCAAGACGGAUGUUUGGGAUCUCGGAGUUGUGUUCCUCCAGAUGCUGUUCGGAUUGGACGUACCCCAAAAGUACAACUCUCCCAAGGAAUUGUCCGAUGCACGCGGUUGCUCUGAGCCUGUACAAGAAAUACUUAGGAAGUUUUUCAAGCCGGAUCCGAAGAAGCGACCGUCUGCAUUCGACUUGAUUCCGUGCGAGUUCCUGCGAGACGAUGUGCCUGUGUAUGAGCAGCCACCCACACCCAUGCGAUCUCGGCAUUCAUCGACUUCUUUGGCGCAUUAUCGCUUGCGUCGCGAGUCUUCCGCUGGAGUCGGUGGCAUGACAUAUUCUCGCUAUACAAGCGACUGGGUCGAACAAGAUCGCCUAGGAAAAGGAGGAUACGGCGAAGUGGUGAAAGCCCGUAAUAAAGUUGAUAACCGCAUUUAUGCUAUCAAGAAGAUUCGACAGAAGACGGCCGCAGCACUCACUGAGACUUUAUCUGAGGUCAUGUUGCUGUCCCGCCUCAAUCACCCUUGUGUCGUUCGCUACUACACAGCUUGGCCUGAGGAGGAGACAACAAUGAUGUCCGAUUCGGACGAUGAGGAUGAUUCCACAACGUUUGACGCCGACGAUUCCGAGUCAGGCUCCGAUAUCUCACCUGGCAAUACUGGUGCUAGUGGGUACGGGGUGGCAAGUACUGGAGGCUUAGAUUUCAUCAGCUUUAGUGGCGAUCCAAAAGUCGAGUUCGGUUCCGACGAUGAAGAUGCGAAUGACGAUGACGGUGCUAUCGUUUUUGGAUCCGAUACAGAGGACGACGCUAGCUUAGCUGACCUCAACUCGCCAAUCGCAAAGAAACGGACUUCUUCCAAUUCGAUGGCUCGGCCUGCGAGGACCAUUUUGUAUAUUCAAAUGGAACUCUGCGAGAAGCAGACUCUACGAGAUCUGAUUCGCAGAGGUCUGUGCGAUGACCCAGAUGAGGUUUGGCGACUUUUUCGUCAAAUGCUGGAAGGCCUUGCCCAUAUUCACAGCCAUGGGAUCAUACAUCGUGACUUGAAGCCCGACAAUAUUUUCAUUGACAUGGCAAAAGUUCCAAAGAUAGGCGACUUUGGUCUUGCAACAAGCGGGCAGUACCAGAGAUUGGAUCGUAAAGCAUCAGCCGGCAUACUACCGGAUAGCGACAUGACCCGCAGUAUUGGAACAGCGCUCUACGUUGCCCCUGAACUGAGAUCAACUGUAGCCGGCAACUACGACACCAAGGUUGACAUGUAUUCGAUGGGAAUCAUCUUCUUCGAGAUGUGCUACCCUCUGAACACUGGAAUGGAGCGAGAUCAAGUUCUGCGCCAGUUGCGCGAACGAAAGCAUACCCUUCCGGCAGAGUUCGAGACCCAGGAGAAGUCUUUACAAGGCAAUAUAAUCACUUCGCUCAUCAGCCAUCGUCCCAGCGAACGACCAAGCUGUGCUGAACUCCUACGGAGUGGCAAGGUGCCGCUACAGAUUGAAGACGAAGCUGUCAAAGAAGCACUCAAAGCUCUAUCAGAUCGCGACUCUCCUCAUUACACGAAAAUGAUGGCCGCUUUGUUCUCCCAAAAGCCUGAUACUCAAGCUAAAGACUACGCUUGGGAUAUGGGCAACGGAUCUGGAGCUCAAAAUAUCCAGGCGAACGAUAUUCUCCUUCAAAACCUCGUCAAGAGCCGGCUGGGCCUGGUCUUCCGUGGCCACGGUGCGGUAGAGGUGCAACGCCAAUUGCUUCUUCCUUGGUCCGACCACUACGCAAACAAGAACGUUGUCAAGCUCUUCGAUCCGUCUGGCACGCUGGUGCAGUUGCCAUAUGACUUGACGCUGCCGUAUGCACGUAGCAUAGGUCGCGGUGCCCCGUUCUUGGAGAAGACAUUCACGAUCGGCUCCGUAUAUCGUGACAACUAUGGAGGGGCACCCCGCAGCAGUGGUGAAGCCGACUUUGACAUCCUCUCCUACGACACCUUAGAUCUGGCUUUGAAAGAGUCUGAGGUUUUGAAAGUUGUCGAUGAAAUUAUUGAGGAGUUCCCCUCUCUAGCUUCUGCGCAAAUGUGUUUUCACCUCAAUCAUGCUGAUCUGCUGGACAUCAUCAUGGAUUUCUGCAGGAUCAACGUUUCCCGACGUAGGGCGGUUAAGGAAGUGCUCAGUAAACUAAACAUCGCCGAGUUCAACUGGCAGAAGAUCAAGAACGAACUGCGUGCUCCGGAGAUUGGCGUUUCUUCGACAUCCCUCGACGACCUUGCCCGUUUCGAUUGGCGCGACACACCUGACAAGGCAUUUUCUAGAUUGCGUAGGAUAUUCGAAGGGACCAAGUAUCUGGAUCGAACACACGCGAUCUUUGCUCAUUUGUCCUCCGUGGUCAGCUAUGUGAAGCACUGGAACGUCAAACGGAAGGUCUACAUCAACGCGCUCAGUAGCUUCAACGAGAAAUUUUAUACUGGUGGUGUCCUCUUCCAGUGCUUGUACGAUGGCAGGAAGCGCGAAGUUCUUGCUGCCGGAGGCCGGUAUGACAAACUCAUCCAAGAAUAUCGCUCCAAGGGCCCGGGACACGCUCAUCCUGCCUCGUCGUACCAUGCUGUUGGUGUCAACAUCGGGUGGGAUCGUCUUGUCAACUCCAUGAUGCGAUAUUUGAAGAAGCCAGAACGAUCAACUUUUCUCCGCAAGCAAGCUGAGGAGGACACACCAGCAGUGUCGUGGAUGCCGCGACGGUGCGACUGUCUUGUUGCCAGCUUCGACACCGCAGUGCACCGCUCCACAGGCGUAAGGAUGGUGGCGGACCUUAUUUCGAAUGGCUAUACGGCGGAGCUAGCCAUAGAUGCGCACUCGGUGGAAGAUCUGCUCCGUCACUAUAGAGACGACCGGCAUAGCUGGCUCAUCGUCAUCAAGCACGGUAUUGCGCCAGACAAGCCUGACAUCAAAGUAAAGAGCAUAGCGAAGAAGGAAGACAUGGAUAUCCGGAGUGCAGACCUACUCAACUAUCUUCGCAACGAGUACCGAGACAGGGAAGCACGCGAGGGAACCGCAGCCCAACGCCUCACCAAAGCACUACCGGCAGCAACUUCCUCUUCUACAUCCACCGCCAAAGCUAACGUGGAUGUUCUCAUGUCACACCACCGCUCGAAGAAGAGCAACAAGUGGAGCAUCGUCGAGGCCGCACAGGCCCGCUCCGCCGAACUCCUAGCUUCAUUCCAGGGCGCGCCCAUCGCGGCUAUCGAGACAAAAGACGAAGUGAUGAUCUCGAUCCACGAGACGCGGCUCAGCGAUCCAGAUAGCUGGCGCAGGGUCAUUCAGAACCUGCCGCUCGCUGAGCGAAAGUAUCUCCAGGAGUUGCACGACUUAUUGCUAAAGUAUGCGGCGAGAUGGAAGGAGAUCGUAAAUGAGGGGUCUGCGAGGAGUGGCGAGGGCGGAAAGGCUUUCGUGUAUAAUUUCCGGACCGGAGGGUGCUUGCUGUAUGAUUUGGAGAGCUAGGCUAGUAGGGUGAGAGUGUGGAGACAUGCGAUUUAGGAUGGGGUUUUACCAUGAAUACAACGAACUGUGGCGUGGAAUAUGCGUUCUCCACCUCAGAGAGGCAGAGAGGCAAUCGUAGCAUAGCAAUGGAGAGCAGACUGCGUGAUAGAUAGCUGCAAAGCGGGUAUCGGUAAACGACACAAACCC